GUGCGAACAGCUCACUCUGACUUGAAAUCAUCCACUCCCACUAUUUUGCCUUGCAACAGCUCCUGGCUUCAGGAUUGACCGACCUUGACCGCCAUUUCUUGGGGUGAACAACCCUGACUUCAACCUCCAUUCUGAGGUAUGGCACUGACCGACCUCACUCUUCCCCUUGCUGUGGUCGCUGCGGUUGCACUCGCACAUAUUCUUAUUGUGGCUGCCAUUCCUUUAGCAGCUGGCAGUGGACUCGGGUACAUUAUCUUGGUGGCCUACAUGCAUUCCCGUGCCUUAAUGCAAUUCUAAAAAGCCAAUUUCUCAUGCUAGUUGGGUGGGGUUGGCUGUCCCUUUCACACACCAGUCGAUCGCGCACCCCGCCGAAAGAGAACGCCUCUCAAUCAACUACCCCAAUAAGACGAAAUAUAUCUGAAUGAAAUCUAGUCUACAGUUGCUGUAGGACUAGUGCAUUAAUGCUUGUUAUAGCCUUGAAUAUGGCAAUUUGAACAUGUUGUGUACCACAAUAAUAACCUAUGACAUCUACUAGGCUUCUGGAGGAAGCCUUCCUAAGGAUCUCGGGUAUAGGCCUCACGCUAGCGCAUGAGCUACCCUAAUCAAACAUUUGUCUGAACUUGCCUAACUAUAUUCCCC
Lindgomyces ingoldianus is the source of this 639-nucleotide messenger RNA. RefSeq lists its product as uncharacterized. The transcript has 3 exons. Bases 139 to 297 code for a protein of 52 amino acids. The record is from RefSeq and is a predicted model, not a curated record. NCBI's taxonomy places the organism in Eukaryota, Fungi, Ascomycota, Dothideomycetes, Pleosporales, Lindgomycetaceae.